This is a messenger RNA of Dentiscutata heterogama, 173 nucleotides long. Lineage: Eukaryota; Fungi; Glomeromycota; Glomeromycetes; Diversisporales; Gigasporaceae. The record is from the annotation of a GenBank genome assembly.
AAGAAUCGUUAGAUGCUAUUUGUUCUGCAUCAUUUGUUUAUCUGGCGAUUGUUGAUAAUACUUUAGGCGAAUAUGAAGAUGUUAGAGAAUUGGCAGAGCGUGCAGUUAAAAAAGCAUUAAAAGAAAUAAAUGAUUCUGAUCGAAGAGAGAAAGUAUCGGAGAUUCUACCCCAG